AUGCCUUUGCUUUUUGGUGUUCCACGUAGUAUAGUGAACUGUUCAGUUGGAAAUGUAAUCAAGGGUUUCAGAAGAUGCUUGGCACUGAAAGCGGGGGAUAAUGCCACACUGACGAAGAAGAUAACGAAGGAGGACGUGACGCAGUUUGGACACCUCACGGGCGACACCAACCCCAUCCACGUGGAUGACCUGUACGUGAGGGAAAACACCAAGUUCGAGCGUUGUGUGGUUCACGGUGCCUUUCUCAACAGCCUGGUCUCUUCAGUCAUAGGCACACAGCUGCCAGGCCCGGGAACGAUUGUUGUCAAGCAAGAGCUGAACUUCCCGUCCCCUUGCUACGUGGGGGAGGAGGUCGAGGUGUCUGUCAAGGUGAAGGACGUCAGGAAAAUCAUCACUGUCGAGUUUUCGUGCCGUUCCAACUCUGGCAACGUUGUGUUGUGGGGAAUUGCAAAACUUGUGCAUCAGCCGCUGUCAACCAAGUGA
Molecule: messenger RNA, 483 nt
Organism: Penaeus indicus
Lineage: Eukaryota; Metazoa; Arthropoda; Malacostraca; Decapoda; Penaeidae
Product: hydroxyacyl-thioester dehydratase type 2, mitochondrial-like
Exons: 1
Coding region: 1-483 (160 amino acids)
Biological process (GO): fatty acid biosynthetic process
Cellular component (GO): mitochondrion
Molecular function (GO): (3R)-hydroxyacyl-[acyl-carrier-protein] dehydratase activity
Source: RefSeq, a predicted model, not a curated record